AUGGCAAAAUGGAAAAGGAAAAGGGGACAUGACCCUGAACCAGAGAAGUGUCAGGAAGAGCUCUCACCACUUGGUUUCUCCCUAUUGGAGCAAUUUGCCAAUGGUGUGUCUGGGCCAGCCAUCCAAAGCAUUGCUUUGGCUGCUACAAAGAGUGGUGUGGUGGCCCAAGAUGUACAGGAAAUAGCAAGCAUGGGAAACUAUGGCAGGUCUGAGAACCAUGUGGCCACCCAAAUGACCAGGAGGUUCUGUGAGUCUGAUGAGCUUGGUGUGCCACAGCCUUACAUUGUCGAGCUUCCAAACCAAGCUAGGAGCUCUGAAGGCUGGUACAUGACCAGCAAGCCACUUGGCAUGUUCCUUCCCCAUGAGUGGUUCAGCUGGCUGGAGAACCAUAAGGAAGCCUCAGGCUUUGCUCACCUGGAAGCCUUUUGGGAGGAGCACAGUGCUGAUGAUCCCAAGUUGGCUGGCAACCCCAUCGUGAAGGAAGGGAGGCAUCAUUUCUUGCCCAUGGUACUCCAUGGUGAUGGUGGCCAAUUUCACAGGGGUGACUCAAUCCAUGUGAUCAGCUUGCGCUCUUUGCUUAGCAAAGCAAAUGUUGCUUCCUCUCAACUUUUGCUCAUAGCAAUUCCCAAGCAGUGUUGCCACAAAAGCAGCGCAGCUCAUGAUGAUACCAUGGCCCAAGUAUGGUCUAUCUUCAAGUGGUCACUGAACCACAUGUUCUUUGGAAAACACCCAGAAGUGGACCAUCUUGGCCAACCAUGGCCUGCAAACAGCCCAAGAGCUCUCAAGGCUGGCACUGCUUUGAACACCCAGGGCAAGUGUGGCUGGCUCUUUGCUGUUUCAUGUGAUGGAGAGUAUCAAAUGAAUGAGCUAGGACUUCCUGGCCAUGCUCACAAUGCUUGCUGCUGGAUGUGUGGGGCAAACAAGUCAACUGUCCCAUUCAAUGACUUCAGGCCAUGUGCAGCAUGGAGGAAGACCAAAGUUCUUCACAAGGGCAAGUGCCCCACUUCUCACCAGCUGGGAGAAGUCAAUGGGGUCACCGGUGACACCUUUGCCUUGGAUACACUUCAUGUCAUGGAUGAGGGAGUAAUCUCCCACACUCUUGGAAAUGUUGUAUUCGAUUUCAUCUGCAAACCUGGAUGGCCAGGGACAGUGGACCAAAAGCUGAAAUCUCUAUUUGACAAGGUGUGUCAACAGUACUUGGAACAGAGCAUUGAAGCUUCCCACAGGAUCAAGAGACUUGUCCUCUCAAGCUUCACCAACCCAAAGUCGAAGUAUGAGGUCUUUCCAGACAUGAGUGGAAUCAAAGCCAAACAGCUUCGGUGGUUGCUUCCUGUGCUCUAUGAAAUAUGUGUGACUGAACUUGGCAAGGCUACAGAUGCUUACAACAAACACAAGCUGGCCUGCCUUUACAACCUGAACAAGGUGUAUACAAUCAUUGAUGAGCAGGGCUUGCACAUGGAUCGAAAGGCCCACAAGUCCUUGCUGAAGAGCAUGAACUUGUUCUUGGUACACUACACAACUCUGAGUUCUUUGAGCAUAGAGCAGGGGUAUCUCCAGUGGAAUACGAUCCACAAGCAUCACCUCAGUGCCCAUUUAGCUGAACAAUCAGAGUGGGUUAACCCCAGAUUUGUGGCAACUUACCAAGGCGAAACAAUGGUUGGAUUUAUGUCUGCCCUAGCACAACAGUGUUUAAGUGGCACACCAUCACAUCAGGUGCCUUUGAAGGUGUGCUGGAGAUUCAGGCUGGGACUACACCUCAGGCUGACUGGUGGCAAUUUGGAUUUGAUGUCUGAUGAGGAGGAUUCCAACUAG
Messenger RNA from Durusdinium trenchii, 1812 nucleotides. The record is from the annotation of a GenBank genome assembly. NCBI's taxonomy places the organism in Eukaryota, Dinophyceae, Suessiales, Symbiodiniaceae.